ACAACUUCCUAAGGUCCGAACGAUCGUAUCAGUCAAACGAGCCAACAUGUUCUCCAAGAUCGCAAUCAUCGCCUGCGUUCUCGCAGUAGCCAACGCUGGUGCCAUCGGCUACUCUGCGCCAGCAGCGUAUGCAGCUCCAGCCAUCGGCUACGCUGCGCCAGCUGUUGCCAGCUAUGCUGCCCCGGCCUACGCCACCAGCUACGCUGCCCCAGCUUACACCAGCAACUACGCUGCCUCCAGCUUGGCCGCCACCUCCGAGAACGUGUACCGCAGCGCCGGCAACCUCAACACCAUCGCCAGCCACUCCAAGACGGUAGCCACUCCGUUCUCCAGCAGCAGCAAGCACUUCACCAGCGUCACCAACCCCGGAGUCUACACUCAGACCGCCAUCGCCGCCCCUGUAGCCACCUACGCUGCUGCUGCCCCCAUCGCUCACGCCAGCUAUGCUGCCCCCGUGGCUCACGCUAGCUACGCUGCCCCCGUCGCUCAUGCCAGCUACGCUGCCCCCGUGGCUCACGCUAGCUACGCUGCCCCCAUCGCCCACGCCGCCCCCGUUGCCGCUCACGGAAGCAGCCUUCUUGGUGUUGCUUACUCCCCAGCCGUCGCCGUCUCCCACAUGACCUACAGCAGCCCCGUCGGCAUCAACUACUCCUGGUAAACACUGGAGUUGUAAUGAUGACGAUAGAUAGAGGUUGGCCUGCUUGGUUCGACUGAUAUAUAGUGAUUGAUCGUCUGUACUUUAAGACUGUCGAGAACGUGAACUGAUUUUUCGUCACGUUGUAUAUAAGUUGUAUAUUUAUUUAAUAAACUAUAUGAUGCUUCAUAAACUUA
Nasonia vitripennis (jewel wasp) is the source of this 831-nucleotide messenger RNA. RefSeq names its product pupal cuticle protein C1B. NCBI's taxonomy places the organism in Eukaryota, Metazoa, Arthropoda, Insecta, Hymenoptera, Pteromalidae. The record is from RefSeq and is a predicted model, not a curated record. The coding region runs from base 47 to 658 and encodes 203 amino acids. The transcript is spliced from 2 exons.